AUGGCCUCCACCACCUUCCCUCUUCCCGGCGUCACCCAUGGUAAACGCAUCCUCGCCAGCGUUAUCGAGGCUCGAGCCCAAGAGGGCCCUCGCACUGAGUCCUGGAUCUCGCUGCCUGUUAACGACAAGGACCUCUCCGCCGGGUUCCGAGACGUCAGCUUCUGGCAGUUGAACAACGCUGCAAAUCACGCCGCUCGCUGGCUCAAUCGAGCUCUGCCAGCUACAACCGAACCAUUUCAACCCUUCGCGUACGCUGGGCCUAAGGACCUGCGAUAUGCUGUUCUAGCCGUUGCGGCAGCAAAGGUGCAGAAAGUGAUGGUUUUGCCGUCUCCAUUGAUCACGGCGGAUGCGCAGCUAAGAAUUCUAGAGAAGAAGAACUGCAAACUGUACCUGAGGCCCGCGGAGAUGGCCGUACCUGUGGAUGCGGUCCUGAAGGGAGUGUCAGAUGUGCAGACAAUCACAGCUCCUGGCUCCGAGGAGUUACUGAAAGACGGCGAGGCUGAGCCGGUGGUUUAUGAGAAGACGUGGGAGGAGGGGAAGGAUGAUCCUUGGUUGGUCUUUCAUACUUCGGGCACGACGGGAAACCCAAAGCCAAUAACCUACACGCAUCGGAUGAUGGCUGGUGUCGAUACCGCGGCGUCGUUGCCUGAUAUCGAACAAACUCAUAUCCAUCAAUAUGCUCGGCGGAGAUGGUAUACGCCUUUACCGUCGCUACAUUUCGUAGGCAUGCUGAUGAGCCUCGCCAUGACCAGCUUCAUGCAUAUGACAUCUGUCAUCGGCCCUCCAUCACCUCCAACUCCUGAUCUUCUUAUCCAAACCUUCCGCCACGGCAAGAUCGACGGCGCUCUUCUUAUGCCCUCCCUCAUUGACGCACUCUGCCUGCUACCUGAAGGUCGCGAAUCGCUCUGCGAACUCAAAUUCAUCCACUACGCUGGGGCUCCGCUCUCCAGCAAAUCGGGCGAUCUCUUAGCACCUCAUACGCAAGUGGUCCCGUGCGUCGGCAGCACCGAAGCGGGCGGCUACUUCACCACCAUCCACGACAAAAAGGAUGCAUGGGAUUACCUCUCGUUCCAGAAACACUCCGGCGCUGAAUUCCGCCACCGUAUGGAUGCUCUCCACGAGCUCGUCUUCGUGCGUCGUCCCGAAUGCGCCAUGCAGCAAAUCUUCAGCGUCUAUCCGGACCGCGACACGUUUGAAACUAAGGACCUGUGGACGGAGCACCCGAAGUACAAGGGUCUCUGGACCAUCAUCGGCCGUGAUGAUGACUAUGUUUACCUAGCCCACGGUGACGGACUUCACGCUUCGCUUCUGGAGCCGGAAAUCAUUGCCCAUCCCAGGGUCAAGACGGCCAUCAUUGGUGGGCAUAGCCGCCCAGCGCCUGUUCUUCUAGUCGAGUUGGUUCCCGGCGCAGAGGAAGGCCCGGCUCUGGUGGAGAGUCUGCAGCCGUAUAUCGAGAAGGUCAAUUCGCAGUGCCAUGACUGCGUGAAGCUGUCUUCGCAACGGUUGAUCUUUGCCAAGGCGGAUAAGCCGUUUAUUUCCACAGUCAAGGGGAGCACAGCGAGGCUGCAGACGUUGGCACUAUAUGAGAAAGAGAUUGCGGCUUUGUUUAACUAG
This is a messenger RNA of Aspergillus affinis, 1614 nucleotides long. RefSeq names its product putative AMP-binding enzyme. The transcript has 4 exons. Bases 1 to 1614 code for a protein of 537 amino acids. The record is from RefSeq and is a predicted model, not a curated record. Lineage: Eukaryota; Fungi; Ascomycota; Eurotiomycetes; Eurotiales; Aspergillaceae.